Messenger RNA from Paramuricea clavata, 791 nucleotides. NCBI's taxonomy places the organism in Eukaryota, Metazoa, Cnidaria, Anthozoa, Malacalcyonacea, Plexauridae. The record is from the annotation of a GenBank genome assembly.
AUGUGUGCAAGAGUAACUUUCAUUGGCCAAGAUGGACAAAAAUAUGGAUACCUGGAAAGUGUUGACGAGACACAGACACUAUCGCACAUUCGUGCAAGUGCGUCCAAGUUUCUCACCGGUGAGACACUACCGGAGAAAUACGUGUUUACUUGGAAGAAAGCCCCAAUCUCACCUCAGCAAGAAGAAAUCAUUAAACUCUCCCAAUGUUCUGAGGUUGUUUCACAGCAGCCCAGAAUACUUAAAUUAUACAUAAUUGACAAAAACAAUGGCAAUUGUUCUUCACACGUAAACACAGUCACAUACACCGACCAAUCUAAAGCUGAAAGUUUGUCAAAUAAUGGAAAGGUUGAUGAACAUACAAUUAUGAGAUCAGGAUUAAAACUUUUGAUAAAAAUGAAAUAGAGGAUCCGAAAAUAGCAACAAUUGAAAAAGAAAGAAUUUUUUUGAAUUCUCUAGUUAAUUCUAUUUGUUCUCAGAAACAGUUCAAAGGAUGGAGUUUGCAAACACUGAACGGUUUGAUUGACACUGAGUGGACGCUGCGGAAAACAGAAUUAUUGCAGUUAGAUGCAGAUCAAGCAAUAGAUAAGAUUAAUAGCACCCAAAAAGCGAAUUCCCACAAAACUGAUGUAAGAGAGAAGAAAAUUCAACAAAUAUUAGACUGGUUGUUAUUGCUUGACUUCCAGCGAAAAAAAGUGUACAAGAAAAUUGAAGACCUGCAUGAACAACUGAAGCAUUCAGCAACUGAUCAUACCAAAGUGCAGCACCAGAUAGCCCUCGAGGAACAUAUCUAA